GAUGUUGCGGAUCCAUGAAGAAGAGGACCAUCGUCGGCGGCUAUGCCUUCACGUGGUGGUUCGUCACCGACGUGCAACGACUCUCCCUCGAAGUCAUGACACUGAACCCUGUCUGCGAAAACGUGGAAACUGCCCAGGGAGUGCCUCUGACCGUCACCGGAGUAGCACAGUGCAAGAUCAUGAAGGCGGAUGAACUUCUGCACACUGCCAGCGAACAGUUUCUGGGGAAAAGCGUUUACGAAAUCAAGUCGACCAUCCUCUCGACCCUGGAGGGUCAUCUUCGUGCAAUAUUAGGCACGUUAUCCGUGGAAGAGGUGUACAAGGAUCGAGAUCAAUUCGCGACGCUGGUGAGAGAGGUAGCCGCGCCAGACAUCGGCCGCAUGGGUAUCGAGAUUCUGUCGUUCACGAUAAAAGACGUCUACGACGACGUUCAAUACUUGGCGUCGCUUGGCAAGGCACAAACUGCGGCUGUUAAACGGGACGCCGACGUCGGCGUCGCAGAGGCGAACCGCGACGCUGGCAUUCGGGAAGCAGAAUGCGAGAAAGCAGCAAUGGAUAUAAAGUACAAUACCGACACGAAAAUCGAGGACAACGCCAGACUCUUUCAGCUGCAGAAGGCGAAUUUCGAUCAGGAGGUGAACACAGCGAAAGCAGAGGCACAGCUGGCCUACGAGCUUCAAGCAGCGAAGAUAAGGCAACGGAUACGAAACGAAGAAAUUCAGAUCCAGGUGGUGGAGAGGCGCAAACAGAUAGAGGUGGAGGAACAGGAAGUCCGUCGAAAGGAACACGAGCUUCAGAGCACUGUGAGAUUACCCGCGGAGGCUGAACAUUACAAAAUUGGCAAAGUGGCCGAAGGAAAGAGGACGCAGACCGUGUACGCGGCCACAGCUGAAGCUGAGAAAAUUCGAUUGAUCGGAGAAGCAGAGGCUCAGUCCCUAGAAGCGGUUGGAGUGUCAGAAGCUAAUCAUAUGGAGUUGAAAGCCACCGUCUACAAGAAGUACGGCAAGGCUGCUAUUUUGAACAUCACUCUGAACGCUUUGCCAAAGAUUGCCGCGGAGGUGGCUGCACCAUUGGCGAGAACAGAGGAAAUCGUUCUUCUGGGCGGAAAUGAUGCGACCAGCGGAGAAAUUACACGCCUUGUGGGGCAAGUACCUCCAGCUGUUCAAGCACUGACCGGUGUAGAUAUUUCAAAAGUAUUAAGCCAAAUACCAGGAGCAAAGUAAUGGCGGACAGAGCAGCAACGGCGACCAGGCGAUCGAACACUCGAAAUCGGCUGAAGAAAAGAACAAAAUACUAUACUGUCAAAGGUUUCUCUGCUACUCUAUCAUCCAUCGGUGACACUCCACUUUGUUCUCUUUCCCGAAUUACUCUACCUCAAACGUAGAUGAAACGACGCUGAACACAACCGGUCAGAUCGGUCACGCCUCCGCCACGAAUGCGUCGAUCUUAAGGUCGAUCACAUACACCCGUCGAUCCGAUGACUCGUCACCUUCGUAUUACACCGUACUGGAUCACCACAACGCACAUAAAUCAUCUCAGCUUCAUCGUUGUUCGUACAUGCCGAUUUUUCGAGUAAUCCAACGUGCAUCGACUCUACACGAAAACAUCUUCGAUCCUACCGAAUCUUUCUCGACGAUCGAACUUUAAUCGACGCAACCCGUGUGAGAUUAUGAUAAAGGAAGGAAGAUAAACGUGGAAGAAUGUAGAAAUGAAAAUGAGAAAGGCGAAGAAAAUCGACGAACGAGCAGCGAAGAAAGAAAAAGGAAGUCCGUGGAAGAGGAAAUCGAGUACACAGUGAACGUAAACCGCUAUUAUUUGCGAGUCUAAUUGUGAUUGAAGACUCUCGCGAUAAUUGUGUUCAACUCCAUAAAUAAGGAACUUAACGAAGAGGAGAAUGGAUGAUGAGACGUUCGUGCGGAGUAGGCGACGUGGAAAUUAACUGUCCGUAGUCGUUGUAGAUACUCAUAGUAACGUGUGUAUCAUAGCAACUGGGGUUUCUACCUUGCUUAGAACGAGACGCAUCGAACGGGGAGAAAAAUUGUUCGUUCCCAAAUAUUAUUCACUUUUCCACGAUUCAGGAGGUGAAAAAUGUCGCAGGAUUCUUUGUUAUAGUUUGGAAAAUAUAAGAUGACGUUGUAUAGAGUGAUUUUUGGUAAAGUAUUUAAAUCAACUAUGUGAAAAUUCAGUUAAAAUACUCGAGUGGUGUUCCGAAUAGUUUAAUCACGUUCAAAAGACUUUGCUUCCAAGAAAAGCAAAUUCCUACGGCUUUACUUUCUCCUGAGAGAGUACAGCCACGUUUUUUAACUUGCACUGCGUGUCUUGCAUUCUUCUAUUUAUUGCGCGCGUUCGAAUAUUAGAAUAAGGUGUAUAAAAAAAUUAGUAUAUUUUAUCAACCAUCAUUCCAUACAAAGAAAUCAUUCAUUUUCAAACGGACUGCGCAAAGUCUAUAAAAACAUUCAAAGCAACUUCGGCAAUCAAAAUUUCUACCUGUGUAUAGCAGACUAAACGAUUCAACUAACCUUCUUCUUAUCCUCUCUGAGUAUACUAUACCCUCGAUCUUAACACCGCUUCGACGACAAAAAAUCCUAAAAUUCUCGAUAGGAGAAGACAAACGACCGUUCGAGUAUCCUCGUUCGAUCCGCGUUCGCACUCGAAAUUCUCUCGGUUGACCACGCAUCGGAAUCAAUCGCAUUCCCGCCACCAGACGUACUCUCCAAACCGAAGAAAGUGCCAAUGAAUCUGUAAAUACAGUAUCGUCUCGCCGCCGUAUAGCAGAACGAAUGAUAAUUUUCUAUUGCGUAACGAGCAUUCUGUUGUGUCGCACCUGUUUUUCCAAUUCGGUUCGCAAUAGUGCUCGCAUUCAAGCAAAACCUGUACGUACGAUGAUUUUUGUUCCAUGGAGAAUACUCGAGACGGACGAUUCCACCGCGCGAGAAGGAUGUCCAUCUCGACAUCGCGAUUACGAUGAUUGGAUCGUAGUUAAUGACUGCGAUAUCGGGCGUCACCGAGUACAAAUUCCAUUAUCCUGUCCCGAUGUAUA
Messenger RNA from Eufriesea mexicana, 3040 nucleotides. RefSeq names its product flotillin-2 (gene Flo2). Gene Ontology annotation, molecular function: protease binding. The record is from RefSeq and is a predicted model, not a curated record. NCBI's taxonomy places the organism in Eukaryota, Metazoa, Arthropoda, Insecta, Hymenoptera, Apidae. The coding region runs from base 15 to 1223 and encodes 402 amino acids. The transcript is spliced from 7 exons. Gene Ontology annotation, cellular component: cytoplasmic vesicle; plasma membrane; flotillin complex. Gene Ontology annotation, biological process: protein localization to plasma membrane; regulation of myoblast differentiation.